Molecule: messenger RNA, 1379 nt
Organism: Helianthus annuus (common sunflower)
Lineage: Eukaryota; Viridiplantae; Streptophyta; Magnoliopsida; Asterales; Asteraceae
Product: GDSL esterase/lipase At1g31550
Exons: 5
Coding region: 40-1203 (387 amino acids)
Molecular function (GO): hydrolase activity, acting on ester bonds
Source: RefSeq, a predicted model, not a curated record
UGUUUUCCCAAUAAUUAAAGUGCCUCCGAAUAUCCAAUAAUGGCGUCUUCUUCUGGCUCCAGACUUUUUGCAGGUUUCUUGGUAGUGUUGUUUAGUUGUGGAUUGUAUGCUAAUGGAUGCUAUUUAUCCAUCAUCAGCUUUGGUGACUCCAUUGCUGACACUGGGAACCAAAAACAUUUGGCCUUAAUAUCCGACGACGUCAUAUUUAUAUGUGGUCCUCCUUAUGGCCAAAAUUUCAUCGGCCAGUCCACCGGCCGUUGCUCCAACGGCCGGCUCAUCAUUGAUUUUCUAGCUGAGAGUCUUGGGUUGCCGUUGAUACCGCCGUAUUUCAAUGGCAAGGGGAGUAGCGGAGUGGGACGACAAGGAGUGAACUACGCGGUGGUGGGUGCUACAGCAUUGGAUGCAUCGUUUAUGGAAGCCAAAUGGAGUGAACGUUCUGUGAUUAACGCGUCUAUAAAAAUUCAGUUAGCAUGGUUUAAAGAAUCAGUGUCUUCUAUUUGUGGCAACGCUUCAGACUGUAGAAACUUCAUUGGGCGUUCUUUAAUUCUAAUGGGUGAGAUUGGCGGUAACGAUUACAAUUAUCCAUUAUCCGUGGGACAACCCAUUGAUGAGAUCGAACCAAUUGUUCCUCUUGUUAUUGAUGCCAUCAUCUCAACGAUCAAUGAGUUGAUUGUGAUGGGGGCUCGAACUCUGGUUGUUCCAGGAAACUUUCCACUUGGAUGCUUACCUAGGAUUUUGACAAUAUAUGGGUCUGAUAACGAAGAGUAUGAUCCUAUAACCGGUUGUAUGACCAAGUUUAAUAAGUUUGCUGAAUAUCACAAUAAAAUGUUGCAAACAAAAUUAGAUCAUAUUCGAGAGCGUAAUCCUAACGUCACCCUUAUCUAUGCGGACUACUACAACGCUCUCAUGCAGAUUUAUCGUUCUCCUUAUGAAUAUGGAUUCACAAACGACAAGAUUUUAAAGGCGUGUUGUGGAUGUGGAGGGCCGUUUAAUUUCAACGUUUCAAUGCAAUGUGGAGAAUUAUGUAAAACCGUGUGUGAUGAACCAGAUACUUAUCUUAGUUGGGAUGGAAUACACUUAACCGAAAUAGCAUACAAGCUAAUUUUCAAGAGUUUAUUUCAGGGGCCAUAUACUAUUCCAGAAUUUUCUCCCCUAUGUCCUGCAUCAUCACAAACUGAGGUUGGAUUAUCUAGUUAUAUAUAAGCAGUGCAAGCUUCAAAUUAUUAUUUUUUUGUUUAUGAUUCGUCGUAGCUAUAUAGCUUGCUAUAAUGCGUGAAAGAACAUGAUGCCUACAGAAUAAGGAGUUUGGACAUCAAGCCAAACAAAAAAGUUUAUUAUAUCAAUGGUUGUGUGAUAUAUAUAACUAGGUUCAUACCCAC